AUGAAGAAUUCCGACGAACAUAGCGGACCUUCAAGUUUCAAAGUGUGGAAAAACGUGGCAUCCUGCAUGGAGAAAUGGUUCGGUGAUAAACGGCUCUGGUUAUUUGGUAAUAACCUGCCUCUACUACCUAGAAGGUCGCGGGCGAGCAGCCGCGCGAUGGAGCGCUACGAGAAGCUCGCGAAGCUGGGCGAGGGCUCGUACGGGCUGGUGUACAAGUGCCGCGACCGGGAGACGGGCGCUCUGGUCGCCGUCAAGAAGUUCCUCGAGAACGACGACGACCCUCUCAUCAGGAAGAUCGCGCUGCGCGAGAUACGCAUGCUCAAGAACCUGAAGCACCCGAAUCUGGUGAACUUGCUGGAGGUGUUCCGGCGCAAGCGCAAGCUGCACCUCGUGUUCGAGUACUGCGACCACACCGUGCUACAUGAGCUCGAAAAGUACCCUUCGGGCUGCCCCGAGCUGCUGUCGAAGCAGAUAAUCUGGCAGACGCUGCAGGGCGUCGCCUACUGCCACCGCCACAACUGCAUCCACCGUGACGUGAAGCCCGAGAACAUUCUGCUCACCGCCGACGGCGUCGUCAAGCUGUGCGACUUCGGCUUCGCCAGGAUGAUCAGCCCCGGCGAGAGCUACACGGACUACGUGGCCACGCGCUGGUACCGCGCCCCGGAGCUGCUGGUGGGCGACACCAUGUACAGCACGCCCGUGGACGUCUGGGCGAUCGGCUGCGUGUUCGCGGAGUUGCUCUCGGGCGAGGCGCUGUGGCCCGGCAAGAGCGACCUGGACCAGCUGCACCUCAUCCGGUGCACCCUGGGCGACCUCCUGCCCCGCCACAUGACCAUCUUCUCGCAGAACACCUUCUUUCAGGGCAUGGCGCUGCCGGAACCCACCCACUUGCAGCUGUUGGAGAAGAAGAUUCCUCAGCGGUACGCGAACAACGAACUCCUGAUGGAUUUUCUUAAACGCUGCCUGGACAAGGACCCAGUGGCGCGGUGGAGCUGCGAGCAGCUGCUCCGCCACCACAUGUUCGAGAACUUUCUGUUCAGCGCCCCACCAGCGCACCGCGAAGACUACGAGAAGGCCAGGAGGGGGCAGCAAGACUUCGUGAAGCGUCGCUCCGAUUCCCCUGCGGCCCACACCCACGACGUCUCCGAAACGGAAUCUGCAAAGAAGAAGAAAAGCAAGAAG
Messenger RNA from Iphiclides podalirius (scarce swallowtail), 1182 nucleotides. NCBI's taxonomy places the organism in Eukaryota, Metazoa, Arthropoda, Insecta, Lepidoptera, Papilionidae. The record is from the annotation of a GenBank genome assembly.